AUGUCAACAUCAGAGAACACAACAACUGCUAUCGUUCAUGAAGCCAUAAAUGAAGAAUACGAGUACAUACAGUAUAACAAACAGUUACGUCUCAUUCGUUCAGUCAAAGAUGACAUGUACCAAAUGCAAAGUAUAAUGAAUGCUCUUCGUUCUACAAAGCAAGCAUAUCAUUGGUUUGAAAACCAACAGACAAAAGAACUUUUAGAAGAAUUUCCUCAUAUGAUUGCUUCCCUCGGAAAACCGA
Molecule: messenger RNA, 244 nt
Organism: Trichomonas vaginalis G3
Lineage: Eukaryota; Parabasalia; Trichomonadida; Trichomonadidae
Product: KilA, N-terminal/APSES-type HTH, DNA-binding family
Exons: 1
Source: RefSeq, a predicted model, not a curated record